UUUGAUAACAUUUAUGUGAACGCUAUAAUUACACAUACACUAUCCUGUAUAUGAUAUGAGGGGCGGGACUUCAGGAAGGGGCGUGUCUCUACUUCUGUUCCGCAGAGCUCCAUCGCAGUGACCGCAGGAUGGAGCAGAUCGUGGGCCGCAGCGCUCCGCCAGGCCCGGUGCUGCAGGUGUGUUUCCCCAGCGCGCGCGCGUCGGUCCUGGAGAAUCUGAACCGGCAGCGCGAGGAGGGUCAGCUGUGUGACCUGUCCAUCCAGGUGCAGGGUCAGGUGUUCCGCGCGCACCGGUGCGUGCUGGCAGCCUCAUCUCCGUAUUUCCACGACCAGGUUCUGCUGAAGAACGUCACCACGGUGUCUCUUCCCUCCGUCAUGGACCCUCUGGCCUUUGAAAACGUGUUAAACUCGGCCUACACGGGUCAGCUCAGCAUCGUGCGCGACGACAUCAUCAACUACGUCACGGUGGCCAGCUUCCUGCAGAUGUGGCACAUCGUGGACAAGUGCACGGACAUCCUGAAGAGGUCACGACCUUUGGUUCAGGUCAGCCCCGGCGGGGCGACGUCCUCCAGUCACCAGUCGCCCAGCAGCUCCGACUGCUGCUUCGCUGAUCCGGAAGAUGGGGAGCGAGCGGCGGGCGAACAAACUCUGGAAAAACGACCGCAAAGCGCACUUCCGCCUCUGGCCACAUGGAGGCGUCCGACUCAGAGCCGGUGGAGCAGAAGCAGCCUGACGUUCCCCGUCCGAACCGAGCCCGAAUGCAACCCGAAUACGGUAGACGAAGGUUUCCACACAUUCCCCGUCGCACCUUUGCCGUCCAUCGAAACUUCAGACUUCGCGAGGCACCGAAUCCGCGCUCGCCUCCGAGGAGCGAAGGAAGACGAGGAGCAGCGGAGGAUGGAAGCAGACGAAGGAGUCGGAGAGCCGCUGGAUGAGGACAAAGUGAGGGUGAAGUGUGAGGAACACCAGGCCGGAGCCGUCGAGUCGGACGGACGUCUCAGAGAGAGCGAGAGCGGCGAGACGGACGGACUGUGGAACCAGUGGACUUUGUCAGACGCCAGGCUGCUGGACGAAGACGAGGAGGACGAAACGGACGCCGCGUUCGAAACCUACGACGAGAUUGAGAAAGCCACCGGGCAGAUUUCCCAGCGUCCUUUGCCACCGCCGACGUCCGACCAGUUGGCUCCGGGACCGUCCGAGCUCUCCUGGGUCUCGCAGUCGUCCUCGUCCUCCCCGUGCUCUCCUCUCUCUGCGGCGCCCAAAGUCCACUUCUGUCACUGCGGCAAAGCGUACACGCUGAAGAGCAUGCGCGACCGCCACGUGAAGAUGCAGCACCUGAACCUGCGUCCGUUCGCCUGCCCCGUCUGCUCCAAGAGCUUCAAGAUGAAGCACCACCUGACCAAACACGUCAAGACACACGGAGGCCUGCGUCCCUACGAGUGCGCGCUCUGCGGCAAGAAGAUCGUCUGGAGAGACAGUUUCCUCAAGCAUCAGGCUCGCUGCCAGGGAACAACGACGACGACGUCUGGCUGUCAGAAUGAGGACGCAGAUGCACCUGGACAAGUGAAGGUGGAACAGGAUGAUUAUUCAGUACAGGACGAGGAAAUACACUCUUAAACUUGAAUGCCAAAGGAAUGAUAUUCCUUUCAGUCAACAGUUCUUUUUUUCUUAGUGCGAAGAACCACUUGUGCAUUUGGAAGGUUCCAUGGAUGUUUAAGGUUCUUUACAGAACCAUCAAUGCCAGUAAAGAACCUUUAUUUUCAAGAGAUCUCACACUCAUAAAAGUAAAGGUUUCUGACAGAACCUGUCAGUGAUCAUUUCUUAAAAUAACCGUUUUGUUUUAGUGUGAAGAACAUCUGAAUAAUCUAAAGAACUGUCUCCACUAUAUGGUUUAGUGGUUCUAUGGAUGUUGAAGGUUCUUAAUGGAACCAUUGGCGCCAGUAGGACAGACAGAUAUUUGCUGCGAUCAAAGGAAUCAUUGGAGAUCAGUGUUCGUUUAUCUACUUAUUUAAAUACAGGACAAGGAAAUACACUCUUUAAAAGCAAAAGUUCCACUGAAUUCCAUUGAAGAACCAUUUUUGGUUUCCCAAAGAAUGUUUCAGUUCCUUUGUGUGAACAACAUUUUAAUAAUCUAGGUACCUCUUGUCUAAUGGAAAGGUUUCAUGGAUGUUCUUCUUGGGACCAUCGACGCCAGUAAAAACCAUGGAACCUUUGGGGCCAAUAAAACACCUUUAUUUUUAAGAGUGUAGAGAGACAUUUGUUGAGAACAGAGAGGACAUUAUUGGAGUUCACGCUCUACUAAUUGACUACAGGAUGAGCAAAUACACGGUUUAAAAAUAAAGGUUCCCAAAGAAGGUUCUUGCAUUGAAUUCCAUCAAAGAACCAGUUUUGGUUCCCCAAAGAACCUUUCAGUGAAGUGUUUCUUCUUAGUGUGAAGAACCUUUGAAUCAUCUAAAUACACUUUUUUCACUAUUAAAACCUUUAAAACGUAAAAAUAAAGGUUUCAAAAUGGUAUUACCAUUGAAGAACCAUUGUCCCAAAGAACCUUCCAGUGCUCAGUUCUUCUAAGAAUCAUGUAUUUGAAGAUUUCUCCACUAUAAAGAACCGUUAGUGUUUCCGUGGAUGCUGAAGGUUCUUCAUGGAACGUUUGGAGCAAACAAAGAAGCUUUAUUUUUAAGAGUCUAGGCGGAGAGAUCAGUGUUCGUUUAUCUACUAAACUUCCACAUAUGUAGCAGAUCUGAAUAUAUUCUAGAAGCACUGUU
Molecule: messenger RNA, 2761 nt
Organism: Cyprinus carpio (common carp)
Lineage: Eukaryota; Metazoa; Chordata; Actinopteri; Cypriniformes; Cyprinidae
Gene: zbtb22a
Product: zinc finger and BTB domain containing 22a
Biological process (GO): regulation of transcription by RNA polymerase II
Molecular function (GO): protein binding; DNA-binding transcription factor activity, RNA polymerase II-specific; RNA polymerase II cis-regulatory region sequence-specific DNA binding
Source: RefSeq, a predicted model, not a curated record